Molecule: messenger RNA, 4920 nt
Organism: Osmia lignaria (orchard mason bee)
Lineage: Eukaryota; Metazoa; Arthropoda; Insecta; Hymenoptera; Megachilidae
Source: RefSeq, a predicted model, not a curated record
AUGAGAAAGUUGAGAGAGGAAAUAAAAGAGUUAAGAGAGGAGCUAAGAAAGUGGAGGUUGGACGAACGCAGAGCAAGAGCGGAGAACACAACAAGAGGGGAGACAGAAAUUGGAAAAGAGAAAAAGGAGGAGGAAGAAGAGAAGUACAAGGGACCAGAAAACGAAGAAAUCAGGGGUAUGGAAAGGACGUGUUACGUUGUGGGGAACGUCACGACGCCAGUAGCAGCAAUCAGGUUGCCGAUACUCAUCGUUGAAGAUUCAGUCAAGGCUCAACGAGAAGCAGAAGCUGAGGAUAGUUCUGGACGAUCAGAUCAGAAUUCUGGACAAUUAGGUGCAGCAGGCGUCGUCCAAUUACAGUCCUCAAAAUUUGGGUCGUCCACACCUGUUAGGGCGCUCCAAAAAAGAUUAGAGGCGAACACGGGUUUGCAUGAGAAAUUUAAUACUAUCCAAUCAAAGAUAGAGUUAUUAGUAAUGGGAACAGAUUCAGAAGCAACACAUAUUGCAGAAAGAGAGAAUUUUGAGACUGCGUAUUUUGAUUUGAUCGCGCGAGUCGAGGAAUAUAUUGAGAGAGCCUCCGGUGUACGAUCUAGACCAUUGGAGACCGUAGCGGGCGGUUCAGCUACACCAUGUACAGUAUCUGAUGCACAGCCUACUGUGAAGUUGCCUACUAUUCAGUUGCCGUCAUUUGACGGAGAUUAUAAUGAUUGGCGGCAUCAUGUUAAUGCGUUGUUGGAUUUGCCAACGCCACAAAAGAAUUCUCAGGCGUCUGUACGCGAGUUUAUUGAUGAUGCAACAAAUCAUUUGAUAGCUUUGCGUGCAUUGAAGCCAGGGCACAGAGUUCAAGGUUGCACGCGCAAUCACUGCAAAAUUUGUAAAAGGAAACAUCAUCCCUUAUUGCAUCGCGAUGAUCUCCAUUCAGUACAGUCAGGUACAAGUAAAAAAUCAGAUGUAACAAAAUUAGACGCGGCGACUUCAGAAGUGACGAAUUCGGAAGUCACAAACCCGGAAGUAGUGUUAUCAUGCAUAUCAGAUCAGAACAGGUCUUUGCAGAAUGCGAUUCUCGCCACAGCUGUAGUGUCCGUUCAAGACAAUAUUGGGUACGAUCAUGAAUGUCGGAUACUCUUGGAUUCGGGAUCACAGGCUAAUUUCAUUACGGAUGCAUUCUGUAAAAGGUUAGGAUUAAAACUAUGUCCAUUCGAAGCAGAGAUAGUACUGUUAGGAUCAGUCGUCAAAUUAAUUAAGGGAAAGUCCGAAAUAAAGAUACGUUCAAGGCACAAUAAUUUUCAAAUUAGCGUUCUGUGUUAUUCAGUUAAGAAAAUUACAGAUGACAUGCCUAAUUUUCCGAUUCAGAGGGGCGCGAUUUUGAUACCCUCAAAUAUAACUUUAGCUGAUUCAAAAUUUGAAGAAAGUCGACAGAUAGAUAUGCUUGUGGGUUCAGGAAUAUUUUGGAAGUUAUUGUGUGUAGGACAACAAAGAGCAGGUCCCAGCUUGACAUGGCAGAAGACUCAUUUCGGAUGGGUUCUCGGAGGAAUUUUGACCUGGCCAACCAAUAAUACCCAAACGACCAACAGAUGUCAUUUAGUGACGAACUGUGAUUUACACGCGCAAUUAGAGAGAUUCUGGAAGGUCGAAGAGCUAGAUUCCGAGUUUAAGAAUACAAUGAAUGAAUGUGAGAUACAUUUUACAGAAAAUACGCGUAGAGAUUCUACCGGACGAUAUAUAGUGAAGAUACCAUUUUUAGAAACCAUAAACAAUUUAGGAGAUUCUCGCGAACAGGCGGAAAAGCGUUUGCGCGCAUUAGAGAGACGGUUUGUGAAACAGCCAGAAUUACGCGACCAUUAUAUUAGCUUCUUGAGAGAAUACGAAGAGUUAGAACAUAUGACUCAAAUCAGUGAGUCAAACGAUGAUAGGCCUGCAUAUUUCUUACCGCACCACGCAGUCUCUAAGGAGACUAGCACAACUACAAAAAUACGUGUUGUGUUCGAUGGUUCAGCAAAGUCUACUACAGGUCUGUCAUUGAAUGAUGUACAGAGGAUAGGGCCAGUUGUCCAAAACGAUUUAGUGACCAUCCUUAUUAGGUUCAGAAUACACCGGUGUGUGUUGUCUGCUGACAUCACUAAGAUGUAUAGGCAAAUUUUAGUCGAUUCAACGCACCGGAGAUAUCAGCGUAUUCUGUGGAGAGAAAACCCCGAUCAGCCGAUUAAUGUAUAUGAGUUAAAUACUGUUACUUAUGGAACUGCAUCUGCCCCAUUUUUAGCAACGCGUGUUUUGCGUCAGGUCGGGUUAGAUAAUUUAGAAAGGUACCCGAAUGCAAGUAGGGUUAUCAUGGACGAUUUCUAUGUCGAUGAUUUAUUGACAGGCGCGGAAACACCAUCAGAGAUACGACAAUUAAAGAAUGAAUUGUCUAAGAUACUAGGUCAGUCAGGUUUUCCAUUGCGGAAGUGGGCCACAAAUUGUCAAUUUAUUCUGGAAGAAGAUUCAAAUCUGGAAGUAAACAAGGAACUCGCGGCUGAAAGGGACCCAAAAACUCUUGGGUUAAUAUGGGCAACAAAGGCAGACACCUUACAGUGGUCAGUUUCACAGUCAGAUACGAAACGCGUCACGAAACGUAUUAUAUUGUCAGAAAUUGCAAAGAUCUUUGACCCAUUAGGCUUGGUAGGACCUGUUAUUAUACAGGCAAAGAUAUUAAUGCAACGAUUAUGGCAACUUCAGACAGGAUGGGAUGAAUCAGUGUCCCAAGAAUUGUAUUUAGAAUGGCUACGAUAUCGUUUAGAAUUAGAGCAAUUAGUCAAUAUUAGAGUCCCACGAUGCACUAUAGUAAGCAAAUACAAUAGAAUAGAAUUACAUGGUUUUUCAGAUGCCUCUCAGGAGGCAUAUGGGGCAUGUGUUUACCUGCGGUCAGAAAUGAAGCCAGGCACGUGGGAGGUUCAGCUAUUAUGUGCAAAAUCCAGAGUUGCACCUUUGCGAUCAGUUUCAAUACCUAGAUUAGAAUUGUGCGGAGCAUUAAUUUUGGUCCGAUUAAUUAAGAAAGUGAAGGAAUCACUUCCAUUGACGAUAUCGGUUGAAAGAUAUUGGACGGAUUCAACCAUUGUAAUAGCUUGGAUAAGUAGUCCACCUAAUAAAUGGAAGACCUUUGUUGCAAAUAGAGUUGCAGAAAUUCAGAGUAUCACGUUAAUUGAUAAUUGGAGUCAUAUUAGCUCAUUAGACAAUCCAGCAGAUAUUAUAUCUAGAGGAAUGACUCCUAGUGCAUUGGUGACGAGCACCCUUUGGUGGUCAGGGCCCACCUGGCUAUCUCGGGAUGCACGUCACUGGCCGGUCUCAGGUAUUAGUACAACAGAAGUACCUGAGGCUCGAGCUGUAAAGGUUUCACUUGCUGUUUUAGAUCCAAGUAAGUAUUCCAUGUUUGGAAAAUAUUCAGAGUAUUCCAGGCUAUUGCGGGUGGUUGCAUUCUGUCUGAGAUUUAUUGAUAGGAUACGGAAUAAUGCCUCACUGACUGGAGGAGCAACUCAAAACAGAUUAUCGUGUUUAGAGAUAAAUCGUGCAAGGGUAACGAUAUUCAAAUUAGUUCAGGAAGAAACAUUCCACGAUGAAUUGAUAGAAUUGAAGAGGGGUGAAAUGGUCUCAAAAAGGAGUUGUCUUUAUUCGCUUAGUCCAUUCCUGGAUGAAGGAGGAUUAAUCAGGGUGGGCGGUAGACUUGUGAAUGCACCCAUUAAGUAUGAUAAGAGGCAUCCAAUUGUUUUGCCUGCUAAACAUUCGUUCUCAGACCUCGUAAUUAGAUACGAACAUAUCAGAUUAUUACAUGCCGGUUGUCAGCAGGUGUUGGCGUCACUGCGAGAAUCAGUCUGGCUCAUAAAUGCGCGGAAUAAUGUUAGACGGGUAGUAAGAUCGUGCGUCAGGUGCUUUCGGGUUAAGCCAAGCGCUAUAGAAACUUCAAUGGGUCAGUUACCUGCUUCCAGGGUGACUCCGGCACGACCGUUUAUGACCUGUGGAGUCGAUUAUGCAGGUCCCUUUUUGACAAAGGAACGAACAAGAAGUAAGAUAUCUGUGAAGGCCUAUAUAUGUAUUUUUGUAUGCUUCGCUACAAGGGCAGUGCAUAUAGAGCUGGCAACAGAUCUGAGCACCGAGGCAUUCCUCAAUUGUUUCCGUCGGUUUAUAGCUCGACGCGGUAGAUGUAAAUGUAUAGUUUCCGAUAAUGGCACUAACUUUGUUGGAGCAAUAAAUGAAUUUAGGGAUUUGAAGAUCCUACUUAAGAAUAAGGAUCACAAUUCAGACAUUUCAUGUUUUUUGUUAAAUGAAGGUAUAGAAUGGAAAUUAAUUCCUCCACAUGCACCUCACUUUGGUGGGCUUUGGGAGAGUGCCGUAAAGUCCGCAAAAUAUCAUAUUAAAAGAGUAAUAGGUGACCAAAGGUUAACCUUUGAAGAGCUUUACACAUUCUUGACGCAGGUAGAAUCUUGUUUAAAUUCCCGUCCAAUUAGUCCUUUAUCUGUGGAUCCGCACGACACAAAUCCGUUGACUCCAGGUCAUUUUUUGAUCGGCGACGCCCUGUGUGCAUUGCCAGACACUGAUUUGAGGGACGUUGCUGUGAAUCGCCUGAAUCGCUACCAGUUAAUUCAGCAGAUGUUUCAGCAUUUCUGGCAGCGAUGGCAUAAGGAAUACCUCCAUCAAAUGCAACAAAAAUGGAAAUGGCGUACUACCUCGCAGCAGCAACCAGCUGUAGGGACAUUGGUCAUCAUCAAGGAAGACAACUCUCCCCCCUUACGAUGGUGUCUUGGCCGAGUUGUGCAGACACACAAAGGAAAGGAUGGAGUGAUACGCGUGGUCACUGUCAGGACCGCAGAUGCUACAUAUAAACGACCAAUAACGAAAAUAUGUAUAUUGCCUAUAGAGGACAAUUUAAAACAGAGCCAUGUACCAACUUAG